AUGUCUAACCAAAUAUACUCAGCGAAAUAUUCGGGGGUUGAUGUUUAUGAAUUUAUUCAUUCAACAGGAUCUAUCAUGAAGAGAAAAAAAGAUGACUGGGUCAAUGCCACACACAUUUUAAAGGCGGCCAAUUUUGCCAAGGCUAAAAGAACAAGAAUUUUGGAGAAGGAAGUGCUCAAGGAAACGCAUGAAAAAGUUCAGGGCGGUUUUGGUAAAUAUCAGGGUACAUGGGUCCCGCUCAAUAUAGCGAAACGACUGGCUGAAAAAUUCAGUGUCUAUGAUCAAUUAAAACCAUUAUUUGAUUUUACGCAAACCGACGGAUCUGCCUCUCCACCUCCAGCUCCAAAACAUCACCACGCUUCAAAGAUAGACAGGAAAAAGGCCCUUAGAAGUGUUAGUACUUCUGCAAUUAUGGAAACCAAAAAAAGCAGCAAGAAAAAUGAAGAUAAUCAAUUUCAAAACAGUAAAUUAUUGGGAAACCCUAUGACUGUGCCAAAGAAAAGAGGCAGACCGGUAGGAUCUACCAGAGGGGGCAGGAGGAAGUUAGGAGUAGGCUUACAGCGCUCUCAAAGUGAUAUGGGAUUUCCUAGACCAGCCAUACCGAAUUCUUCGAUAUCGACAACGCAAUUACCCUCUAUUAGGUCCACCAUGGGACCACAAUCACCAACAUUAAGUAUCCUAGAAGAGGAAAGACAUGAUUCUCGACAGCUGCAGCAGCAACAACAACAACAGCAGAGUAACUCUGCACAGUUCAAAGAAAUAGAUCUAGAAGAUGGUUUGUCCAGCGAUGUAGAACCCUCACAACAAUUACAACAGGGGUUCAAUCAGGGAACUGGGUUUGCACCUCAGCAACAAUCCUCCCUGAUACAAACACAGCAAGCUGAAUCAAUGGCUACAUCUGUAUCGUCAUCUCCUUCGUUACCUACAUCGCCGGGUGAUUUUGCCGGUAGUAAUCCAUUUGAAGAGCGGUUUCCUGGUGGUGGCACAUCUCCUAUUAUUUCCAUGAUUCCUCGUUAUUCUGUAACGUCAAGACCUCAAACAUCGGACAUAAAUGAUAAAGUUAACAAAUACCUUUCGAAGCUGGUAGACUAUUUCAUUUCAAAUGAAAUGAAGUCAAACAAAUCACUACCGCAAGCAUUAUUGCAUCCACCCCCUCACAGCGCUCCUUAUAUCGAUGCUCCCAUCGACCCCGAAUUGCAUACUGCAUUCCACUGGGCAUGUUCCAUGGGAAAUCUGCCAAUCGCUGAGGCAUUGUACGAAGCUGGAACAAGUAUUAGGUCGACCAAUUCUCAGGGCCAAACACCGUUGAUGAGAAGUUCAUUCUUCCAUAAUUCGUACACAAGGAGAACGUUUCCUAGAAUUUUUCAGUUACUGCAUGAAACUGUCUUUGACGUGGAUUCCCAAUCUCAAACUGUAAUUCAUCAUAUUGUGAAAAGAAAAUCAACAACACCCUCUGCGGUUUAUUAUCUUGAUGUUGUGCUAUCUAAAAUCAAGGAUUUUUCCCCGCAGUACAGAAUCGAAUUAUUACUAAACACCCAGGAUAAAAACGGUGAUACAGCGCUGCACAUUGCCUCUAAAAAUGGAGAUAUUGUUUUUUUUAAUACAUUAGUAAAGACGGGUGCAUUAACUACAAUUUCCAAUAAGGAAGGAUUAACUGCAAAUCAAAUCAUGAAUCAACAAUACGAACAAAUGAUGAUGCAGAAUGGUGCAAACGCACGUUCUGAUUCUCUGAAUACAGACUUGAACCUUCAUGUCAAUACGCAUAACAGCGAUGUCAAGAAUGAUGUCAACUCAAUGGUAAUCAUGUCUCCCAUUUCCCCAUCGGAUUUCAUGACGUAUCCGUCUCAAAUUGCCACCAAUAUUUCAAGAAAUAUUCCUAAUGUGGUAAAUUCCAUGAAACAAAUGGCCGGCAUAUACAACGAUCUCCAUGAACAACAUGACAACGAAUUGAAAACUUUGCAGAAGACUUUGAUAAGUAUUUCAAAAACUAAAGAACAAAUAAAUUUAAAAACGUUGGAAGUAUUGAAGGACAGCAGCAAAAACAUAAACGGUGAAGUACGGAGUAAUGAUGACUUAGAAACCUUAUCUCAUUCACAGCAGCAGAAUGUUGAAAAUUUGAGAGGAAAACUCACGCGGUUCAGACGGAUAAUUAAACAAAAACUAGAAUACAGACAAACAGUUUUGCUAAGAAAAUUGAUGGAAGAUGAAUCUCAGGCAGACGAGGAUAGCACGCAUGUAAACGAGGUUAAUGCAUUGGAAAAGCUGAAACUGGCUCAAGAAUUGACAAAGUUGCAAUUUCAGAGAAGAAAACAGUUGGACAGUCUAGUGAAGAAAUUCGAAGACAAUUCCAAGAUUCAUAAGUACAGACGGAUUAUCAGGGAAGGGACAGAAAUGAACAUCGAAGAAGUCGAUGAUUCGUUGGAUGUAAUACUACAAACACUGAUAGCCAAUAAUAAUAAAAACAAGGGCGCGGAACCGACUAGUACGAGCUCAGCCGCGAAUAACAAUCAUGCAUAA
Messenger RNA from Saccharomyces kudriavzevii IFO 1802, 2517 nucleotides. RefSeq names its product transcription factor MBP1 (gene MBP1). The record is from RefSeq and is a predicted model, not a curated record. Gene Ontology annotation, molecular function: protein binding; transcription regulator activity; DNA binding. Lineage: Eukaryota; Fungi; Ascomycota; Saccharomycetes; Saccharomycetales; Saccharomycetaceae. The coding region runs from base 1 to 2517 and encodes 838 amino acids. Gene Ontology annotation, cellular component: MBF transcription complex; SBF transcription complex. The transcript has a single exon.